This is a messenger RNA of Phodopus roborovskii (desert hamster), 2345 nucleotides long. It is a transcript of the gene Trabd2b, whose product is annotated as TraB domain containing 2B. The transcript has 7 exons. Lineage: Eukaryota; Metazoa; Chordata; Mammalia; Rodentia; Cricetidae. The record is from RefSeq and is a predicted model, not a curated record. The coding region runs from base 540 to 2090 and encodes 516 amino acids. Gene Ontology annotation, cellular component: organelle membrane. Gene Ontology annotation, molecular function: metalloendopeptidase activity; Wnt-protein binding. Gene Ontology annotation, biological process: negative regulation of Wnt signaling pathway.
CGCCCGCCGCCCCUCUGAGCCGGGCUCGGGGGCAGCCGGGCACCUCAGAGCCGACCCCCGCCCCGCCGCGCCCUCCGCCGCACUUGUCCCACUGCGCGCCCCCUGGAGCGCCGCGCACCCCUGGGACCUUUGCGCGCCCCGGGUGCCCAGCAUAACCCGAGGUCCCCCGCUCGCCCCGGAUCUCGGGACUGCCCCAGGAGCCCCGGGUACCCCUGGACCCUGACGCGGCUCCAGGACCGCCACGCGCUCCAGGACCCCUGCGCGCUCGCAGAAUUCCAGGGCUUGGCCAACCCGGCUGCGCGCCCUGGUGAGGGGCCCCGCCCCGCCCCAGAGGAUCCCCCUCUUCCAACAGACGGAGCCCCGCCCCAGAGGGACCCCCAGGUCCGACAGGGACAUCCAGCCACGCCCCAGCGGGCUCCCAGCAUCUCGCGUCUGGAGCCCUGUGCUCCAGAAGAUCCUCGGUGCCCAGCUGGGGGCUCCCCGCCCUUCUGAGGGGCGCUGCCCAGGAGGGUCCCCCGCAUCCAGCGGGCCCGGGCAGGAUGCACGCCGCCCUGGCGGGGCCGCUGCUUGCCGCCCUCCUCGCCACCGCCCGCGCCCGCCCGCAACCCCCUGACGGAGGACAGUGCCGGCCGCCUGGAUCGCAGAAGGACCUGAACUCCUUCCUGUGGACCAUUCGGCGCCAUCCCCCAGCCUACUUGUUUGGCACCAUCCAUGUUCCAUACACCCGAGUCUGGGACUUCAUCCCUGAUAAUUCCAAAGCAGCCUUCCAGGCCAGCACCCGUGUCUACUUUGAGCUGGAUCUGACAGAUCCCUACACCAUCUCAGCACUGGCCAGCUGCCAGCUGCUGCCCCACGGGGAGAACCUGCAGGAUGUGCUGCCAAGAGAGCUCUACUGGCGCCUGAAGCGUCACCUGGACUACGUGAAGCUGAUGCUGCCCUCUUGGAUGACACCAGCACAGCGCGGCAAAGGGCUGUAUGCUGACUACCUGUUCAAUGCCAUUGCUGGCAACUGGGAGCGCAAGAGGCCAGUGUGGGUGAUGCUCAUGGUAAACUCACUCACAGAGACAGAUGUGCGCUCCAGGGGUGUGCCUGUACUGGACCUCUACCUGGCACAGCAGGCUGAGAAGAUGAAGAAGAGCACUGGGGCUGUGGAGCGGGUUGAGGAGCAGUGCCAUCCUCUCAAUGGGCUCAACUUCUCCCAGGUGCUGUUUGCCCUGAACCAGACUCUGCUGCAGCAUGAAAGUGUGCGGGCUGGGAGCCUGCAGGCACCCUACACCACAGAGGACCUCAUCAAACAUUACAACUGUGGGGACCUCAAUGCAGUCAUCUUCAACCAUGACACAUCCCAGCUACCCAAUUUCAUCAACACCACCCUCCCACCUCAUGAGCAGGUGACAGCCCAGGAGAUUGACAGCUACUUCCGCCAGGAGCUCAUCUACAAGAGGAAUGAGCGCAUGGGGAAGAGAGUCAUGGCGCUGCUGCAGGAGAACCAGGACAAGAUCUGCUUCUUUGCCUUUGGAGCAGGUCACUUUCUGGGGAACAACACUGUCAUCGAUGUCCUAAGACAGGCUGGACUGGAGGUGGACCACACACCUGCUGGCCAAGCCAUCCACAGCCCUGCUACAGGGAGCCCAGCUCCUUCUCCCGAGAGUACCUCUCCUGCGAGUCCAGCCCCAGCCACCCCAGCUGCUGCAGUCCCAAAAGCAACCUCAGCAACCCCCACCACCCCUCCUGAGGAGGAGGAUCCAGUUCUGUCCCCACACCUCCUGCUCCCUGACAGCCUUAGCCAGCUGGAGGAGUUCGGACGGCAAAAGUGGCGCAAGAGACUAAACAAACACCAACGGCCAAGGCAGUUCAAUGACCUCUGGGUCCGCAUCGAGGACAGCACCACUGCCUCGCCACCACCGCUGCCCCUCCAGCCAACCCCCAGCUCCGGGACCACCAAGCCCUUUGCCAAGUCCUCACACCAGCUCCAGCAGCAGGACCUUGCCGGGCCUACCAGCAACUCAGCACCUACACUGGGCCUCCCCCCUGCCAUCGCUGCCUCCAUUGUUGCCCCCUUCCUACUACACACCCUUGGGCCUUCCUGACCUUGACCAAUGCACAGAAGCCAGAGAAACCACAGCAAUCUGUGACCAUGCCCACCAUCUGCCACCACCUCAGAGGGUGCUGACAUCUUGAGGUAGUUCACACAGGACAGGGACUUUAAAACACUAGAGCUUUAUUGUACCCAAAUUACUUCUUCUUUUUUGUAGAAGGUCUUAAUUUCCCAUAGUGCUAUGGGACUCUUUUGUAAAAUAUGUGUCCAUAUUAAAAGAGAAAGUGUAUUUAUUCUACCGAUAAAA